Molecule: messenger RNA, 426 nt
Organism: Malania oleifera
Lineage: Eukaryota; Viridiplantae; Streptophyta; Magnoliopsida; Santalales; Ximeniaceae
Product: secreted RxLR effector protein 161-like
Exons: 2
Coding region: 1-426 (141 amino acids)
Source: RefSeq, a predicted model, not a curated record
AUGGAGAUUCGUAAGGACAGAGCUACAGGGAUACUAUGGUUAUCUCAGUGCGGUUAUAUGGAGAAGGUGCUCGAGAGGUUUAGCAUGACUAAUGUUAAACAGUGGAUUCUCAGGUACUUGAGGGGUACUACCGGAUAUGGCAUCACAUUCAAUAGACAACUGAGUGAUUCAUUAAUGGUAGGGUAUCUGGAUGCUGACUACAAAGGAGACUUGAAUAACAGGAGGUCUACCACAGGGUAUGUAUUUACCUUUGUGGGAGGACCUAUUUGUUGGAGGUCUAUAGUGCAGUCACUCAUUGCUUUAUCUACUACUGAGUCAGAGUACAUGGAAGUGGCUAAGGCUGCCAAGGAAGCGUUGUGGCUUACAGGAUUGGUCAGGGAGUUGGGUGUCCAUCAAAGUGGUGUUCGCCUGCAGUUUAAUAGUUAG